AGCUCCGCGAAUCCGCGCCUGACGGGAGGCUGCUUUGCAGAGCAGUCGGGCGGCAAAGGGAGAGCAAGUCGACGUUUCCCCCCUUCGAAAGAGGGGCAUCCCGCCGUUGCCAUGGAGUCGUCCAAUUCCUCCAAGGGGUGCAUGGAACAAUUUUCCAGCUUCGUCCGCUCCCGAAGGGGAAUGUUAUUCGUCAUAGAAAUAAUUGCCUGUAUCAUCAUCAUUAUCUGCUAUGGGGCAUCCAGGUCAUAUCCCUACACAGGUUUGGCAGUCUUCAUCUUGAUUUACUGCAUCGUCCUGUUUAUCAUCUUCAUGUUAGGAUUACACCUCCAAUUGACUUUCAUCCACUGGGGAUGGACGACUUUUAUCCGUGCUGUUAUUGGAGCAGUGGCCUUUAUCGUCACCGCCAUCAUUGUCCUUGUUAGCCGCCCAGAUGGAGCAGCCGUGGCUGGUGGGGUGGCUUCAAUUCUGACUGGAAUCCUCUUUGGCUACGAUGCAUACACCAUCUUGCCUUCUAUCAGGAAAACCCAUACAGCAGCUCCCACCGAGCCUACAGAAGGGAUUUGAAGACACCAUCCCUCUUUCACCUCAAGACAAAAUGCCACACUGGACCCAUCACCUAUUGCCUUCUAUGGGAUCUGUCCCCAAGAGACCACCUCCCUGUAUCAAUUUGGCAACACCAGAGCCUGUUUUCCAUGAGUGCCCAGUAGGACUGAUUGUCGUCUGACUUGGCAGGUCCUUUCCUUUUGUCUCCACUUUAUGAGACUGUUUCAGCAAUGGAAAACAAGGGCAAUUCUGGAAUCCUUCAGGGAAAUUGCAAGAGCCCAGUAAAGAUGGAUUAUAUAAGUUUAUGACUAUGGAUUGCAUUGGAUUGGGAGUAAUUCCAUUUACUCUCUGGUUGAGAUGCAAAAAAAAAAAAGCCUUUUCGUGAUUAGUCCUAUUAGUAGAAAAUGACAGCAAAGUGCAAAUGGACCCCACUGGACCUUCUCAUUGGGGUCUCUGUUUGCCCUGCAGACUCCAGGUGCUUGCAUCCAGAUUUUCUAGAUAACAAGCCACUAUUUUGCAAUCUAGUAACUAGGACUUUUUCAAAAGUUUGUAACUUUUGAAUUCAAGAGUUUGAGUUCAAACCCCAUGAAAAGGCAUUUGAAAUUUCACUAACCCAUCUUAAAUACCCAUUUAUGAUAAA
Protobothrops mucrosquamatus (brown spotted pit viper) is the source of this 1183-nucleotide messenger RNA. RefSeq names its product proteolipid protein 2 (gene PLP2). The record is from RefSeq and is a predicted model, not a curated record. The transcript has 5 exons. The coding region runs from base 112 to 564 and encodes 150 amino acids. NCBI's taxonomy places the organism in Eukaryota, Metazoa, Chordata, Lepidosauria, Squamata, Viperidae. Gene Ontology annotation, cellular component: membrane.